AUGGCAUUCGCGUGGAAAGCCGCCGGCCUCACAUACAACCGCUACCUCGCCGUCUCCGCGCGCGUCGUGCGUCGCAGCUUGAAGGAGGACAAGAGAGUGCAGGCGGAGAGGAGGGGGGAGAUGGAGUUGAGGUUUGCGCGGUGGGAGAAUGGCAAGCAGGGCGAGCAGAAGAGUUUGGAGACGGCGAACCAGAAGGCUAUGAGUGAGGGUGCUGGGCAGAGCCAGUAG
Molecule: messenger RNA, 228 nt
Organism: Saxophila tyrrhenica
Lineage: Eukaryota; Fungi; Ascomycota; Dothideomycetes; Mycosphaerellales; Extremaceae
Exons: 3
Coding region: 1-228 (75 amino acids)
Biological process (GO): proton motive force-driven mitochondrial ATP synthesis
Cellular component (GO): mitochondrial inner membrane
Molecular function (GO): proton-transporting ATP synthase activity, rotational mechanism
Source: RefSeq, a predicted model, not a curated record